Molecule: messenger RNA, 619 nt
Organism: Fusarium oxysporum Fo47
Lineage: Eukaryota; Fungi; Ascomycota; Sordariomycetes; Hypocreales; Nectriaceae
Exons: 1
Coding region: 42-317 (91 amino acids)
Source: RefSeq, a predicted model, not a curated record
GUCAAACCAAUUCAUUGCAUCACUUCAGCUCACAGCACAAAAUGUUGUCCUUCAAACUCUCCUUCUUCCUAGCCUUCUUCCUUUGGGCCUUCACUCUCGAGGCUGCACCAGCAAUGCACCAUCACCGCCAUGGUAAUCAACAUCUUCGACACCUCCACGCAACAAGAGCAGCUCUUCUGCACCGCGCAAGAUCACACUAUCACCAUGGAGCCCCCCAAGUUUUGUUCGAAGAGCCUCAGAAGCCUAGUCAGAGUGUGCGAGCACAGGCUGUACCUGACCAAGAGAUGCACCAUUCCGUGGAGCGGCUGACGGUAUAAAUAUUCAAUGGUAGGUGACAAGCCCACGAUUAAUAUGAUGCAUAUACUGACUUGUAGAAGAACAAAGUUUCGCAAUAAUCGGGUGGAAGUAAUGAGAGGAAAUCAGAAGCUGGCUCUUCUGAUAUUGGCAUGUUGGACGGAGUUUGUUUAAUAUUGGAUGGCCAUAUGGGCGUUGGUGAGAUACUUGAACCAAACAUGGUUUAUUAUCUUAUAUGUUACUUUCAAAUACUGUAACUCUUUGAUUUCCCACAGUUUAUAAAAUUCAUAAGAUAUUACUGCUCAAAUUCUAGGUUUACCAAGCG